AUGGCCUCGGCCCCGGCAAGAUUCGAGAUCGCUCCCAGAUCGGGACAGAGAUCUCUCGAUUCUUCGCGGGGCUCAUUUGCAGUCCCCCUGGCAUUCUCGACGCUUUCACAUGGCCUCCAACGCUGUCCUAUCACCCUAGAGCUCGAUGCAUGGGUCCACCCACACCUCCGUGCGCUCGACAGUCCCAGCCCGCUUCACCGCAACUGUCGUCAACCCGGCCAUACCCACGACGAAGAAUUUUUCGUCCCGCGCGCUGCAAGGGGCACCCAAUAUGUCUCCAAGCGGAAGUUGUCGAUCAGACUGACGUUGAAGGAUCACCAAACCUCGACUGCUAAAACAAUUAAACGUCACGAGUCGACCCGUCCUGAGAACAUCUAA
This is a messenger RNA of Serpula lacrymans var. lacrymans S7.9, 378 nucleotides long. RefSeq lists its product as uncharacterized. The record is from RefSeq and is a predicted model, not a curated record. Bases 1 to 378 code for a protein of 125 amino acids. NCBI's taxonomy places the organism in Eukaryota, Fungi, Basidiomycota, Agaricomycetes, Boletales, Serpulaceae. The transcript has 2 exons.